Molecule: messenger RNA, 1797 nt
Organism: Aspergillus thermomutatus
Lineage: Eukaryota; Fungi; Ascomycota; Eurotiomycetes; Eurotiales; Aspergillaceae
Product: DEAD/DEAH box helicase
Exons: 1
Coding region: 1-1797 (598 amino acids)
Molecular function (GO): ATP-dependent chromatin remodeler activity; ATP binding
Source: RefSeq, a predicted model, not a curated record
AUGAAAAUACCGGAGCCAGACCUUGUGCGAAGCUUACCUGGUAUUCGCAACUGCAAGACAACUCUUUUAGUCGUUCCUCUGAGUACUGUCAACAACUGGGUUAUGCAGAUCAAAGAGCAUUUGAAGGCAAACUCCAUCUCAUAUUACGUGUUCCACGGCUCCUCCAGGACCAACGAUGCGGACGAAUUGUCCGGCUACGACUUGGUGAUCACAACCUACAGCAUUGUGCUAUCCGAACUGUCUCGGAGAGGAUCCAAGCGAGGCGUAAGUCCUUUGACGAAGAUGAAUCUGUUUCGCAUUGUUUUGGACGAAGCACACACAAUCCGAGAGCAGAGUGCUGCCCAGACACAGGCAAUAUUCAAGCUAAACUCUCAGCGCCGCUGGUCCGUGACCGGUACUCCCAUCCAGAACCGCCUUGAAGACCUUCUCUCCGUUACCAAGUUUCUUGGAUUGUUCCCCUACGAUGAUCGAGCCCGAUUUGGCAUGUACAUUCUUAGUCGAUUCAAGACUGGCGACGCGACAGUUCUCACAAGCUUGCGUGUGCUCGUUGACUCCUUCACUCUACGUCGGGUCAAAGACAAGAUUGACAUUCCUCCUCGGCACGACAAGAUUAUCACGCUGGAGUUCUCUGAAAAGGAGAAGCAACUGCAUGAAUUCUUCCGGAAGGAGUCCAAUGUCAUGAUGAGGGUGAUUGCAGGAGAGGACAAAACGAAGAUGAAGGGACGAAUGUACCACCAUAUUCUCAAAGCAAUGAUGAUCUUGCGACAAAUCAGUGCACAUGGCAAAGAGCUUCUCGACAGCGAUGAUCGUCAGCGGAUCAAAGGAAUCAGCGUGCAGGACGCAAUUGAUCUUGAAGAAGGAACGGGCGAAUCUGCCGGUGUGAUUGACAGGAAGGCGUACGAGAUGUUCAAUCUGAUGCAGGAAUCGUCAGCCGAUGCAUGUGCCGUGUGUGGCAAGCGCUUGGAAGAGCCCGGAUCAGACACCGGGGUGACAGAUCAGAAAGCUCCAAUGGCGGUAGUGCUACCCUGCUUUGACGUCCUCUGCCCCGACUGCUUCUCUGGGUGGAAGCAAGCUUUUGAUGGUCAAGUCGAACCUACGAAUACAAUGAAGUGCCAGGUUUGUGACGGCUGGAUUCCCGUUUCGUAUUCGACCAUCACUGCCGAAGGACUCCAGGCGUACUUGACGGAGCACGAACAAGCGAAGCAGAGCCGAAGGCAGUCCAAAACCCUUGGCGAAUAUGAAGGACCACACACGAAGACCAAGGCGCUUUUAGCUCAUCUCACCGAAUCUGCAGAGGAGAGCAAGAGACUAAACGGUGAGCCCCCCGUCAAGAGCGUGGUGUUCUCGGCCUGGACCUCCCAUCUUGACUUGAUCGAGAUUGCGUUGAAAGAUCAAGGCAUGACGGGAUACACCCGCUUGGACGGGACAAUGUCGCUCGCAGCUCGUAACAGAGCUCUAGAGGACUUUCAAGCCAACAACAACACCACCAUCUUGUUAGCGACGAUCGGUGCUGGUGGUGUUGGAUUGAACUUGACUUCUGCUUCGAAAGUGUAUAUCAUGGAACCUCAAUAUAAUCCUGCCGCUGUCGCCCAGGCAAUCGAUCGGGUGCACCGACUGGGUCAAACGCGCGAGGUGACCACAGUUCAAUUUAUCAUGAAGGGGAGUAUAGAGGAGAAGAUCUUCGAGCUUGCCAAGAAGAAGCAGCAGUUGGCAGACAUGAGCAUGAACCGAGGCAAGCUUGACAAGAAAGAAGUUCAGGAGCAGCGUAUGAGAGAAUAUAGAAGUCUCUUCAAAUGA